Messenger RNA from Coregonus sp. 'balchen', 4584 nucleotides. NCBI's taxonomy places the organism in Eukaryota, Metazoa, Chordata, Actinopteri, Salmoniformes, Salmonidae. The record is from the annotation of a GenBank genome assembly.
AUGGAAUUGGACAACGACAAGCCGCGCAAGAAGAAACGGCCGCACUGGAUUGUGAGAGGUCUCGGGCCGAGUUUUACUGCCUGCAUGGGUUUCGUAAUAAGCGUUCUGUACAUCACUUUCCCGUAAGUUUACAAGCUAAUGUGCUCUUAUAUUAUAGUGUCCCUAAAUGUCACAUUCAAUCAAAACCCAGAUCCACCUGUAGUUUUCUGCGAGGAUGACUUCACAGUUUACUUGAUACCCUGUCCUUGCCAGGUGCGCUUGGUUGGCUACUCAUGUUUCAGUAGCCUAUCCUGUGGCCUCUGCGAUGUUACUAACUGGGACCUUGGUAACUUUCCUUGUGUCAAGUUUCAUGGACCCUGGCAUUCUCCACCAAGGUAAUAUUAUCAUGUUAACAUAGUUAUAAUAGUGUUAUUAAAUAUACAUAGAUGACAUCUCUGGGAGCUUUGAUAUUCCUUUCAAGAGUUAUUCAUAAGUAAGCAACUAGGCUACUUCCUCUACCAAGAGGGUCUGUAUCAUUAUGGCACAGGUGGUACAGAUCUGCUAUCUUCAAUUGAUCACUCUGUUGUUGCAGAGAAUUUUCCUGUGCAGCAGGAAAUGCAAGCUUGUAAUGCAUUCGAGUUUUAAAAAGGCUUCUAAAGUUUGUAAUUCCCACUUUAACAUUUCAGACUCGAUUUGCCCUUGUAACAAUGUAGCCUCUGUCCCUCUCCUCGCCCCAACGAGGGCUUGAACCCUCGGCACACAUCCACAACAGUCACCCUCGAAGCAUCAUUACCCGUCGCUCCAUAAAAGCCGCAGCAAUGCAGAGCAAGGGAAACAACUACUUCAAGGUCUCAGAGCGAGUGACGUCAGCGAUUGAAAUGCCACUAGCACGCACCGCAAACUAGCCAGCCAUUUCACACCGGUUACACCCUAACAAAAAAAUUAUCAACCCCUACAUAAAUGUCCAUUAAUUAUAAUCCACCUAAUAAUUCACAUUUCCUGUUGCUGCAGGAUUAUUUUCAUUCUGUGAGAAACUGGUCAAAUUAAGACCCUACAUCUGUAUCUGAGCUGCAGAGUUGUUGAGUCAAGUCCUGCUCCAGCUUCUUUCUCUCUCACAUCCCUUCUUCCACCUCUCUCCUCCCUCCCUCCUCCUCGCCAUCGCCUCUCCCUACGAUCAUCUCUCCCCAUCUCCCCCUCUCCCUCCUCCUCUCCUUCUCUCCUCCCUCUCCCUCCUCUCUCCCCCAUCCCUCCUCUCUCUCUCUCCUCUCCUCAGACCCCCCAUGGCCAGGCACAGCAGAGGUGGCCUAUGUGAUAGUGAACGGUCAGAAGUAUGAAAUGGACUGGUGCAGCAGGUGUGAGCUCUACCUUCCCCCUGCGGCAUGGCACUGCCGUCGCUGCAAUGCCUGUGUGGACGUAGGUUUAUUGAAAUGAUGUGUACCUAACCUAUCAGACUGGAACCACAAUUCAGGAAAGACUCAUCAAAUUGGCUUUAUCUUUAACUACCUCCCCCUGUUCAUGAUCUUUAUCUACCUCCCCCGUUUCAUUAUCUACCUCCCCCUGUUCAUGACCUUUAUCUACCUCCCCCUGUUCAUGACCUUUAUCUACCUCCCCCUGUUCAUGACCUUUAUCUACCUCCCCCUGUUCAUGAUCUUUAUCUACCUCCCCCUGGUCAUUGACUCUUAUCUACCUCCCCCUGUUCAUGAUCUUUAUCUACCUCCCCUGUUCAUGAUCUUUAUCUACCUCCCCCUGUUCAUGAUCUUUAUCUACCUCCCCCUGUCAUGACCUUUAUCUACCCCCCUGUUCAUGAUCUUUAUCUACCUCCCCCUGUUCAUGAUCUUUAUCUACCUCCCCCUGUUCAUGAUCUUUAUCUACCUCCCCCUGUUCAUGAUCUUUAUCUACCUCCCCCUGUUCAUGAUCUUUAUCUACCUCCCCUGUUCAUGAUCUUUAUCUACCUCCCCUGUUCAUGAUUUUUAUCUAACCUCCCCUGUUCAUAUCUUUUUAUCUACUCCCCCUGUUCAUUAUCUUAUCUACCUCCCCUGUUCAUGACCUUUAUCUACCUCCCCUUUGUCAUGGACCUUUAUCUACCUCCCCUGUUCAUGAUCUUUAUCUACACUCCCCCUGUUCAUGACUUUUAUCUACCUCCCCCUGUUCAUGAUCUUUAUCUACCCUCCCCCUGUUCAUGAUCUUUUAUCUACCACUCUCCCCCUGUCAUGACCUUAUCUACCUCCCCUGUUCAUCAUCUUUAUCUACCUCCCCCUGUUCAUGACCUUUAUCUACCUCCCCCUGUUCAUGACCUUUAUCUACCUCCCCCUGUUCAUUAUGAUUAUCUACCUCCCCCUGUUCAUGACCUUUAUCUACCUCCCCUGUUCAUGACCUUUAUCUACCUCCCCCUGUUCAUGAUCUACCUCCCCCUGUUCAUGACCUUUAUCUACCUCCCCCUGUUCAUGACCUUUAUCUACCUCCCCCUGUUCAUGACCUUUAUCUACCUCCCCUGUUCAUGACCUUUAUCUACCUCCCCCUGUUCUUUAUCUCAUGUAGUGUCUCAGGCUUUAUGUGCUAUCAUCAGAUCUGUUUGCACAUGUUAUGUGUGUUUUUUGUGUGUGUGUGUGUGUGUGCGUGUGUGUGCGUGUGUGUGCGUCUAUGUUGUCUGUCUGGUUAUGUGGGUGUGUGUGUGUGUCUGUGUUACACAGCGGUUCGACCACCACUGUGAGUGGCUGAAUAACUGCGUGGGGAGACGUAACUACCGUGUGUUCCUGCUCUUCCUCCUGUUGCUGACGUCAUACCUGCUACUGGUCCUCUCCUCCUCUCAGCUCUACCUCUUCCUCACCCUCCUCAUCCUGCAGCAGCCCUUCAGCCUGCCCCACGCCACCACGUAUCCAAACUCACACACACACACACACACCUGGGUCACAGUCCCAAAGUGUACGCAUGCUAUUCUCUUUAAACCUUAACCUUAACUGGCCAGUGUGGUCGUCAUGGUUACCAGCCUGGCCUGUGUUCUCUUGGUCUUGGUGAUACUCAUCAGCCACAUCAAGCUGAUCUCCAAUGGAGAGCCAUCCUCUACUAUAGUGAGUCACUACACACUCUCCCCGUCGCACGUGCACGCACGCACGCACACACACACACACACACUUUAAUUGGAGCAUCAUUCGGUUAACUGAGGAUGUAUUAUAAUCUGGUGCCCCAUCUCUCCCUCUCUUUCUCUCUCCUCUAUAGGAGCCCUACUUUGAGCCUGAUGAUCAGAACCCGUUUGAUCAGGGCUGCUGGAAGAACUGGACCCACGUCCUCUGUUCUAAGACUGGACCCAGGUACACUACAUCACCUAAUACACUAAUACAAAACAGGUACAUCACUAAUACACUAAUACAAACAGGUACAUCACUAAUACACUAAUACAAACAGGUACAUCACUAGUACAAACAGGUACACCGCUUCUUUCAUUGUUAGUUCAUUCAAUUAAUAUGUCGACAACACACGUUUGAAAGGCAAUGUUCGGGGAGACCUCAUUCACUGUAAAUUACCUUUAAAUCGCGCAUUGUCCAAAUCCACGAUCAGAUUGAAUCCUGGAUUGAUAGUGAUAACCUGUUGUUGUUGUUGUUGUCCAGGUAUCUGGGGGCUGUGAAGCCCAGCAGAGGAGGAGACACUGAGGGGGACUGGAGCAGAGUAACCCCUCUCCAUCAAGAGGACCUGUGUUUGUACAGCUACGGCCAAGUCUCCUGUUGUAAUACCUGUAAACAUCACAAGGUGGCGGUAGGCCCAGCCAGCCGGGACCGUUUCAAGCACAACACGCUGAGUCUAGACAGUCUGAAGGAAGGGAGAGGGAGUCACUACUGCUACAGGAAAGUAGAACCAGCCGGCUGUGUGAUAACAGACAAACACAGCAACAAUAAAAAACCCUCACAGAGCUCUGCUGUGGAGAUCCCAGGUGAGGCACAGGUUCAGUACUAGGCAAGUCCUCUAGUGACUGACUGGUUUGGGUUCUUUCAUUCAGCUUCUGAUUUCUACCUGAGAAAACCGGUACCUGAGAAUUUAGACCUGAGAAUUCUUGUGUGUGCUAUGAAUGAUGAUGGAUUAUUGAACCUGUUGCCAGAGUAACCAAAACAUCAACAGAAAUGGUCUAAAUGUCACAACAUAUUUUCAUCAUAGAGUGGUAAUUCAAGUCCACUUGUAAAACUCUUUAAUUGAUUGUGAAUCAUCCUCACAGAUCUCUCCUUCAUUUCAGAUAUAGCGGCUUGCUGGUGAUGAGGACUUGGACCAGGAACGGGAUGAAGUUCCGAUCAGAGCGGCAAAGUAGCUUUACAUCCUGACCACCAGAGGGAGCUGUGUAGACCACCACAACAACACCAUAACCACCAGCCCCAGACCUGGACCACCUCAACACAACACCUGAAUUUACAGAGACAGAAACACACUAGGGACCCAUCUAUAGGGUUAAACACUAACCCAAGACAUCCGAGAGAGAGAAAAGACGGGGAGGGAGACAGAGAGAAACAGAGUGCAUGUGAGAGUGAGAGAGAGAGCGCACAAGAGCGAGAGACUGUGUGUGAGAGAGAAAUGAAAGAGUUUGGUCAUACAAAUCAAACUUUGUGUUUAAUUUGAAGAGGG